AUGAACUCCAAGGGUAAAGGCAAGGCCGAUGACACUUCAACCUCGGCGUCGACCGAUCAACAACUUGACCUGCUUCCCUGGGUGGAAAAGUACCGCCCGGCAACACUCGACGACCUCGUCUCCCACAAGGACAUCACCUCCACCAUCCAGAACUUCAUCGACAAGAAUCGUCUGCCCCACUUGCUCUUCUACGGUCCACCGGGAACUGGAAAGACGUCGACUAUCCUCGCCAUGGCACGCAAGAUCUUUGGGCCACAGUUCCGUAACAGCGUUCUCGAGCUUAACGCGUCCGACGACAGAGGUAUCGAGGUGGUUCGGGAGCAGAUCAAGAGUUUCGCUAGCACCAAGAGUGUAUUUAGCUCCAAGGGCGGUUUCAAGCUCAUCGUGCUCGACGAAGCUGAUGCUAUGACGCAGGCUGCCCAGGGUGCGCUCAGACGAGUGAUUGAGCAAUACACGAAGAACGUGCGAUUCUGCAUCAUCUGCAACUACGUCAACAAGAUCAUCCCGGCCAUCCAGUCGCGAUGCACGCGAUUCCGAUUCAACCCGCUCGAACUCGACCAGGUGGAAGAUCGCCUCAACCACGUCAUCGAAACGGAAGGCUGCAAGAUCACGCAAGAUGGAAAAGAAGCGCUGCUCAAGCUGUCGCGGGGCGACAUGCGUCGCGCCCUCAACGUGCUGCAAGCGUGCCACGCUGCUUCAGACAACAUUGACGAGACGGCAGUUUACAACUGUACGGGCAACCCGCAUCCUCAGGAUGUCGAGGCCGUGUUGAAGUCCAUGAUGGAGGACGAAUUCACCACGGCGUUCAGGACGGUGUCGGAGCUGAAGACGGCAAAGGGCAUUGCCUUGGCUGAUAUGAUCAGUGGAGUGUACGAUCUGUUGGCGACAAUCAAACUACCCGCCAAAUCUAGGAUUUACCUGUUGGAUCACCUCGCCGAUACCGAACAUCGACUGAGUACAGGUGGCUCGGAAAAGAUCCAACUCACCGCUCUGCUAGGUGCUGUCAAGGUCGCUGUUGAGCUCUCGCAGGCAUAA
Messenger RNA from Sporisorium graminicola, 1035 nucleotides. RefSeq lists its product as uncharacterized. Gene Ontology annotation, biological process: DNA repair; DNA-templated DNA replication. Bases 1 to 1035 code for a protein of 344 amino acids. Gene Ontology annotation, molecular function: ATP hydrolysis activity; DNA clamp loader activity; ATP binding. NCBI's taxonomy places the organism in Eukaryota, Fungi, Basidiomycota, Ustilaginomycetes, Ustilaginales, Ustilaginaceae. Gene Ontology annotation, cellular component: DNA replication factor C complex; Ctf18 RFC-like complex; nucleus. The record is from RefSeq and is a predicted model, not a curated record. The transcript is spliced from 3 exons.